Drosophila willistoni is the source of this 1008-nucleotide messenger RNA. RefSeq lists its product as uncharacterized. The record is from RefSeq and is a predicted model, not a curated record. Bases 119 to 955 code for a protein of 278 amino acids. NCBI's taxonomy places the organism in Eukaryota, Metazoa, Arthropoda, Insecta, Diptera, Drosophilidae. The transcript has 3 exons.
GAAAAAAGCAUCGGUGGUAAAUCCAUCGAUGUUUUCUGCCUUUUUAAACUGGACAGCUUGAUUGACGACAUUCAUUUUUCUAAAAAAAAAACACACCUGAUAUAUACCUGAUAUAUAAAUGAGCGGUGUGGCGGUCUGCUGCAAAUGUGGAUCUUUGCCAAAUAGUAUUCCCUAUUGCUAUGGCGGAUCAGAUUAUGAUUUUCAUUGCUUUUGCUGCGCCAAGCCUCCAAAAUUAAAAUGCAUCCAUUGUAAUGCGUGGCGUGACGUCUUACUGCAUGAGAAACAUGCAUCUUGUAUUGGUGAUAAGCUGCAUGUGUUUGUUUAUACCACGCCCUGGCCGCCGUUUCCAGAGACCGAGGUCAACCCGGAAGUGCAAGCUGCCGUACCACUUUCAUCACCUCUAAUAUUCCAGCCGCCAGAGGAGCCGGUGGAACAGCAACAACCGGCAAAUGAAAGCGAUGUCAUAUCGGUGGUAUCUGAUCAAGAAGAUGAAAAUAAUAAUCCGCCCGAUGAAAUGUUGGACAUUAAAUUUAAGCCGAAACUACUCAGCUCGUUGGACUAUUGGGUAACCGUGAAACAAAUCAGCCAGUGGGACAGUUGCCCACGCUGUGGUUUAAAACGUCAACAGCAAAAUGGAUGGAUCACGCAUGCUCAAAAAUGUGCUCAAGAUCCCAAAUACAAAAAGCGCAAAUUUUUCAUAUACAUUCAUACGAAGGGCUGGUGUAACUAUUUGGUACGGGAUUCUGCCUGGAAGAGACACAGCAAUCCAGAGACAGGUGUAUGCAAAAUAUGCUGCUUAGCACGUCGACAGGGAAAACCUUUGCCUUAUCAGCCAAAGCCACCGCCACGACCGAAUGAGGCGAAAUUGGCCCAGAUGAGACGAAGCGCUCAACGCAGAAGCAGGCUAAAAAAGCGUCAGUUGUUCGCUCAACAAAAUGCAACUGCUGAUUUUUAGAAUACCUCUAAAGUAUGUAUACUGAAUAAAGCAUAAGCAUCAAAUAGAUUAAA